This is a messenger RNA of Chanos chanos (milkfish), 4507 nucleotides long. It is a transcript of the gene mtr, whose product is annotated as 5-methyltetrahydrofolate-homocysteine methyltransferase. Lineage: Eukaryota; Metazoa; Chordata; Actinopteri; Gonorynchiformes; Chanidae. The coding region runs from base 141 to 3941 and encodes 1266 amino acids. Gene Ontology annotation, molecular function: methionine synthase activity; cobalamin binding; zinc ion binding. Gene Ontology annotation, cellular component: cytosol. Gene Ontology annotation, biological process: tetrahydrofolate metabolic process; homocysteine metabolic process. The transcript is spliced from 33 exons. The record is from RefSeq and is a predicted model, not a curated record.
GAAUCCGCAGAAAGUUUUAUGAUCAGACAACAUGACAUUAGUUCUGUGGCAUUAUUGAUCUGUUCUGCUUCAGAUCGCCCCUUCUUCAGCUUUUGCGUGUCGGGGUGAAAUUUACAUUGAGAAAAAUACGAAUUUAUAACAUGGCUCCAACAGUGCACCAGUUCUCUACUAAUUCAGGUGGUAGGCUGAUUUCCCUAGAGGAUGAACUCAGGGAGGUGCUGCAAAAGAGGAUCAUGGUCUUGGAUGGAGGGAUGGGGACCAUGAUCCAGCAGCGUAAUCUGGUGGAAGAGGACUUUAGAGGUCAAGAGUUCAAAGAGCACCCAAAAUCUUUAAAAGGAAACAAUGACUUAUUGAGCAUCACUCAGCCAGAUGUCAUUUACAGUAUCCACAAGGAUUACUUGCUUGCUGGGGCAGACAUAAUCGAGACCAACACGUUCAGCAGCACAAGCACAGCACAAGCUGAUUAUGGACUGGAAGCUCUGGCUUAUCGUCUGAAUAAGGUAUCAGCAGAGAUUGCCAGGAAAGCUGCAGAUGAUGUAACCACCCAGACAGGUUUGAAGAGAUAUGUCGCAGGAGCUGUUGGUCCAACCAAUAAAACGCUGUCUGUGUCACCCUCAGUGGAGAGACCUGACUACAGGAACAUCACGUUUGACGAGCUGGUGGAGGCGUACUCUGAACAGGUCAGGGGGCUCCUGGAUGGUGGUGUUGAUAUCCUUCUGGUGGAGACUAUCUUCGACACAGCUAAUGCUAAAGCAGCUUUGUUUGCCAUUGAUAAGCUGUUUGCAGAUAAUUAUGAGAGAAGACCAAUAUUUAUCUCGGGGACCAUUGUUGAUAAGAGCGGCCGUACUCUCUCAGGACAAACAGGGGAAGCUUUCGUCAUCAGUGUGGCCCACGCCAAGCCUCUAUGUAUUGGUCUGAACUGUGCUUUAGGUGCCACAGAGAUGAGGCCGUUUAUAGAGGCCAUUGGGAAAAGCACCACUGCCUUCAUCUUGUGUUACCCUAACGCAGGCCUUCCCAAUACCUUUGGGGGCUAUGAUGAAACUCCUGAUGUGACAGCCACACAUUUAAAGGAGUUUGCCACUGAUGGCUUGGUUAACGUCGUUGGCGGUUGCUGUGGGACGACACCUGAACACAUACGGUCUAUAGCUGAGAGAGUGAAACAGUGCCAGCCCAGGGUUCCUCCUGCAGAUGUUUAUCAGGACUACAUGCUGCUUUCUGGUCUUGAGCCAUUUCGUAUUGGACCUUACACCAAUUUUGUGAACAUUGGUGAACGCUGCAACGUUGCUGGGUCCCGCAAAUUUGCAAAGCUGAUCAUGGCAGGGAAUUAUGAGGAGGCGCUGAGUAUAGCUAAAACCCAGGUGGAGAUGGGAGCCCAGGUGUUGGACAUUAACAUGGAUGAAGGCAUGCUGGAGGGACCCACUGCCAUGGCGCGUUUCUGUAACCUUAUCGCCUCUGAACCUGACAUCGCCAAGGUUCCACUCUGCAUUGACUCCUCUAACUUUAAGGUUAUAGAGGCAGGUUUGAAGUGCUGUCAAGGCAAGUGUAUAGUGAACAGCAUUAGCCUGAAGGAGGGCGAAGCAGACUUCCUGGACAAGGCCAAACAGGUCCGUCGCUAUGGUGCUGCUGUGGUCGUAAUGGCGUUUGAUGAGGAAGGACAGGCAACAGAAACUGAACAGAAGGUCCAGAUUUGUACUCGAGCCUAUUAUCUCCUGGUCAAAGAGGUGGGCUUCAAUCCAAAUGACAUUAUCUUUGACCCCAACAUCCUCACCAUCGGCACUGGAAUGGACGAGCACAGCAUGUAUGCCAUCAACUUCAUCAGGGCCACCAGGAUCAUAAAGGAGAGUCUUCCUGGAGCAAGGGUCAGUGGUGGACUGUCCAAUUUGUCCUUCUCCUUCAGAGGCAUGGAGGCCAUCAGAGAAGCUAUGCAUGCAGCCUUCCUCUACCAUGCUAUUAAGGAUGGUAUGGACAUGGGCAUUGUGAAUGCAGGCAAUCUCCCCCUGUAUGAUGAUAUUGAUAAAGAACUGCUCGCGCUGUGUGAGAACCUGAUCUGGAACCGAGACCCAGAGGCCACAGAGAAGCUGCUGGUCUAUGCACAGAGUAAAGGUAAAGGAGGAAAGAAGGUGAUUCAGACAGACGAGUGGAGAAAAGGGACUGUGGAGGAGAGACUGGAGUAUGCCCUCAUUAAGGGCAUAGAGAAGUAUGUGGUGGAGGACACAGGGGAGGCCCGUGUUCAGACAGAUCUAUACCCCAGACCUUUACACGUGAUUGAGGGGCCGCUGAUGAACGGGAUGAAGGUGGUGGGAGACCUGUUUGGAGCAGGAAAGAUGUUCCUCCCUCAGGUAAUAAAAUCUGCCAGGGUGAUGAAAAAAGCAGUGGCUUUCCUGAUUCCCUUCAUGGAGAAGGAGAGAGAAGAGAUGAUGGCCCUGACUGGGUCCUCUGAGGAAACAGAUCCAUACCAGGGCACUAUCGUACUGGCCACAGUGAAGGGUGAUGUUCAUGACAUCGGCAAAAACAUUGUGGGCGUCGUGCUCGGCUGCAACAACUUCCGAGUGAUUGACUUGGGAGUGAUGGUCCCGUGUGAUAAAAUCCUGAAGGAGGCCAUAGAGAGAAAAGCAGAUAUCAUCGGACUGUCCGGACUCAUCACCCCCUCUCUGGAUGAGAUGAUCUACGUUGCCAAGGAGAUGGAACGUCUGGGCAUGAAGAUCCCUCUGCUGAUAGGAGGAGCCACCACAUCGAAAACUCACACCGCAGUUAAGAUUGCUCCUCGGUACAGCGCUCCAGUGGUCCACGUUCUCGACGCGUCCCGCAGCGUUGUGGUGUGCUCACAGCUUCUGGAUGAAAAUGUGAGGGAGGACUUCUUCGAGGAGGUGACAGAAGAGUAUGAGGAAAUCAGACAGGAACACUAUGACUCUCUGAAGGAACGCCGAUUCCUGUCUCUAGAACAAGCACGGGAGAAAGGCCUACACUUGGACUGGCAGUCUCUACCUACACCAGUGCGUCCUCAGUUCAUUGGCACUCAAGUGUUUGAGAACUACGACCUGCGCAGGCUGGUUGACUACAUCGACUGGAAACCAUUCUUUGACGUUUGGCAGCUUAGGGGUAAAUAUCCCAACAGAGGUUACCCGAAAAUCUUCAAAGACAAAACCGUGGGAGAGGAGGCAAGGCGGGUUUAUGAUGAUGCUCACAGGCUGCUGAAUAAGUUGAUUGACACUCAGAAGCUGCAGGCUCAAGGUGUGGUGGGCUUCUGGCCAGCACAGAGCAUAGGAGAUGACAUUCAUGUUUAUGCUGAUGACAUCACUCCUCGUAGCUCCGCCCCAGUGGCCACGUUUUAUGGACUUCGACAACAGGCGGAGAAGGACUCGGCGAGCAGUGAACCGUACAUGUGCCUGUCUGAUUUCGUGGCUCCGCGGGACAGCGGCGUUCCAGACUACGUGGGCGUGUUUGCUGUGGCGUGUUUUGGAGCCGAAGAGCUUAGCCGACAGUUUGAGAGCCAGGGAGAUGACUACAACAGCAUCAUGGUCAAAGCGCUCGCCGAUAGGCUGGCUGAGGCAUUUGCUGAGGAGCUUCACGCCCGUGUGCGGAAGGACUUGUGGGGCUACAGUGCCGAGGAACAUCUGCAAGCCUCGGACCUCCACCGGCUCCGUUAUGACGGGAUCAGACCCGCUGCUGGCUAUCCCAGCCAACCGGACCACACUGAGAAACUGACCAUGUGGAAACUGGCAGACAUCCAGGAGAAAACAGGCAUUGGGUUGACUGAGUCUCUGGCAAUGAGUCCUGCUGCAUCUGUCUCUGGACUCUACUUCUCCAACCCCAAGUCCAGCUACUUUGCUGUGGGCAAGAUCACCAAAGAACAGGUGGAGGACUAUGCCCGGAGGAAAAACAUGCCUGUGGUGGAGGUGGAGAAAUGGCUUGGUCCUGUUUUAGGCUAUGAGACAGACUGAUGGAACUAAAUGCUACCUAGACUGACUCGACUGACACAGUCCACAAUUUCAUCAUGUUUACAUUGAGUGCCAUGGAGGACUGGAUACAUCCAUGCUUGAUCUUUCUUUUGAAUGACACACCCAAUCAACUGGAUUUUUGAUACUGUGGUUUUAAUGUGUUUUUAAUCUCUGGUGUUCCUAUCACCAGUGUCAAGGCAGUGGGUUUUAAGAUUAUUUAAGAAAUUGAGAAUGUGCCAGACUUAAUAUUUUGCCACUGUUCAACACCUCAGCAUCAGAUGCUAAAGUGCACCAUGUUUUCUUUAAAGCGGAAUGGUUUCAUGUGCACAUUUGACUUCAAGAGAAUAUUUUUUCUUUUUUUUUUUUUUCAUUCAGAACAUUCUUUUCGGAGAGUCACAUGUUAGUGACUGUUAUGACUGUCAAAGAAAAAAAAAAAAAGAUGUAUAAAAGAUUUAUCGUGUCCUGUUGAUUUUUCAAAAAAGGCAUAGGUGGUGAAGACCUUGUUUUAAAUGAUGUUUCACAUUGACUAAUUUGUCUUUAUUAAAUUUUAAAGAGAUUUUGCAAGUUUU